This is a messenger RNA of Penicillium longicatenatum, 2832 nucleotides long. Its product is annotated as putative transmembrane glycoprotein. Gene Ontology annotation, cellular component: membrane. Gene Ontology annotation, molecular function: calcium ion binding. The coding region runs from base 1 to 2832 and encodes 943 amino acids. The record is from RefSeq and is a predicted model, not a curated record. The transcript has a single exon. NCBI's taxonomy places the organism in Eukaryota, Fungi, Ascomycota, Eurotiomycetes, Eurotiales, Aspergillaceae.
AUGGCACCCUUCCUCGUCGUUGUUCUGGCCUUUGUGGCUGCAGUAAAUGCUGCCGCACUUACUGCCAAUUAUCCUAUCAACGCGCAACUACCUCCAGUCGCACGAGUAUCACAGCCAUUUCGAUGGGUGUUUGCUGCCAGUACUUUCGCCAACUCAGACUCGGAUACCAAAUACUCACUUUCAGACGCUCCGUCAUGGCUUUCUGUGGAAGAUGGUACCCGUGUACUAUCUGGGACUCCGGGAUCGAAUGAUACUGGGUCCAAGAAUUUCAAGCUAGUCGCUUCGAAUGGAGCAGAGUCUGAUAGCAUGGACGUUACCUUUAUCGUAACCACAGAUCAAGGUCCAACCAAAGGCACGCCUCUCCUACCACAACUAGAGGCAUUGGGACCCGUUUCAUACCCAGCGACACUUUUCAUACACCCCGGCCGCCCGUUCGCAAUUGAAUUUGAUCCGUCGACGUUCCAGAAUACCCACCCUUCGACAAUAUACUAUGGCACAUCGCCUAAUAAUGCCCCAUUGCCAUCAUGGAUCAGCUUCGAUGCUGCGGCCCUCAAAUUUGUCGGCAACACCCCGGCCUUUCCAGGAGCUGAACCUGAGACCUUCACAUUCCAGCUCAUUGCUUCCGAUGUGGCUGGCUUUAGCGCCGCGAACAUGACCUUCCAGCUCUCGAUUGGCCCACAUAUACUCGCUUUCAAUGAAACGGCGCAGACAUUCAAUCUCACUAGAGGCGACAAAUUUACCAGCCCCGGUUUUCAGAGCCUACUUUCAGUGGAUGGCUCGCCAAUCACUAGCAAGGAUGUGGCCAAGGUUGACGCCACUCUACCUGACUGGUUGUCAAUGGAUAACGAUUCAAUUUCUCUGAGCGGCACACCUCCCAAAGACGCAGUCAACCAAAACAUCACAAUCACAGUCACGGAUACCUAUUCGGACCAGGCGGCGCUUAUGGUGCGUUUGGAUUUCCUGAAGCUUUUCCUUGACACCGUUGAAGGCUGCGAAGCGACCAUUGGUGAAGACUUUACAUUUGUAUUCAACCAGUCCACAGUCACCGACUCCUCCGUACAACUCGACGUUGAUCUACCCGAGGAACUAUCGUCUUGGCUUACUUACUUCCCCAGCAAUAAAACGUUGUAUGGCCAUAUCCCGUCGGAUGCCAAGCCACAGAAGUUCAGUAUGGCUUUGACGGCACACCAGGGAAACACCGAGGACACCCAAGAUUUUGACAUUGAUGUCCUUGAACCAGCAGAUACUCAUUCAAGCUCUGGAGAUCCUUUUUCAAGCCAGUCCGCCUCUUCUCACAAAAAAGCCGGAGUAAUUGCCAUUUCGGUGGUCAUUCCCGUUGUGGUGAUCAUGAGCCUGGUUAUUUUAUUCUGUUGUUGGCGCCGGCGAAGCAAGUUGCCUAAGGUGGAGGAAGAGGGCCAAUUCCCAACCAAGUCACCUCCACCACGCCCGGCAAGACCAGAUAUGCCAAACUGCGAGCCUGGGGCUACCGGGAGGAUUUCGCAAGAUGAUAACUCAGAUGAUUGGAUGAGUCCGCUGACCCCUGCUGCUGAUCUUCCCAAGUUGGAGCUUGGACCGGCUUGGAACGUGGCAUCGUUCGAUAAACCAGAAGAAUCUAUGACUGCCAUACCUUCACCAAACCCACCCCCUCGCUCUCCCAAGCGUGCCUUUGUUCCGCUGCGAGAUUCGAUCCGCGAGGAAGACAAGCCACUUUCUCAGUCUCCCCCUAAGCAGUCUCCCACUAGGAAACAAAAUCAGCGCAUGUCAUUCACAAGUAGUCCUCCUGUGCGUCGCCGCCGAUCUACAAACCGCUCGCGACGUGAGCCCCUGAAAGCAAUCCAGCCACGGGCCAUGAAACGCGAGUCUAUGCAGUCAUCUCGUUCCAAGCGAUACUCAAAGAGGUCGAGCGGGAUUUCCACGAUGGCAUCCGGAUUGCCAGUGCGAUUUAGCGGCGCUGGGCAUGGCGCCGGAGGAUUCGGCCCUCCAGGACACGGAAUUGUGCAUAUGUCCUGGCAGAGUACUAAGGCCUCAUUGAUGAGCGAUGACAGCAGCAUGAUGAACAUGACACCACUAUUCCCCAGACCCCCUGCAGCCGCUCGAGGGAGACAUAGCAUGGCAUCCAGCAUCCCUGAAAACUACAAGCGGGUUACAUUGCGUGCAGUAGAGCCUGAUGAAUCAACUAUCUCGGAAGCCGAUUCCUUAGAAGCAUUCGUCCACAGCCGGGCGAAGAGCCGCAACUCCGCCAACCCACUAUUCUCUGCCCAGGUCAGCCGUCGCACAGCAUCCGGCCUGCGCGCCUUAGAACGAGCUCGGAGCAUUCGAAGCCGCGCAGACACAGUUUCCGUAUCAACAUUCACCGAUGAAUUCCGCCAAUCGAUUCAAGAACGUCCACACUCGACUGCACUCUCAGUCUCUGAAUACGGUGACGAGAACCGCAUGUCGCAGUAUCACACUCUUCAGCCUCCACAGACCCUGUUCCCAUUGGCUGAAGGAGGUGGCAAGAGUCAGAGCCAACUUAGCUUGGCGCAGGAUUAUCGUGGGGUCAUCUCACCGCUCCCUCGAUUCUGGAGUGAAACUAGUUUAAGCAGUAAUCGCCGUCUGGAAUCAGGCAAUCACUCCAAGGCUGCAGCUCAGACUGAGGAAAAGUCGUCUAUGCCGCUCAGCUCCUCUAUUGCCUCCGAUCUUGAAGAACACUUGUCUCGGAAAGCAAGCCCUCAGAAGAAUUCCAAUAAUCCCUUCUUGAAUGCGCCGCUCAUGGACCGGCCGCCUCCGAUUCGCGACCUCAGCAACAGGGGCCUUCCCGUUGCGAGCAGUGGUGAACUAGCAUUUGUUUAA